AUGACAAAAAUAGCUGAUCGAGUUCAAUUCGGAAUUCCGGAGAAGCUAAAAGGCAAGUAUGAAGAAAAACUGUUCCAGUUUUCCAAAAUAAUUGAGGAGAUAGAAAAGAUACCUGACAAUGGUGACUCAUUCAAGCCAGCAAAGGGGCGGGACAAGGGCCACAGGCCGACAGGGGGUGAGAACAGCCACAAUCAGUGGGCGUGGAAAUGCAACAUCAGCCAUGAAGGGAACCGCCCCCGAGAUGGAGAAUGUCUCAACUCGAGAGAACAGGAGAAGCUGAGAGGUAAGACUGUGGCAAUAAAAGACUCUAUCGCAGUGGCCGGGGUUCCAAUGACAUGCGGAAACUCAAGUCUAAAGGACUUCGUCCCCUCGUCAGAUGCCGUAGUCGUCAGUCGGAUCCUCGCAGCCGGCGCCACUAUAGUCGGAAAAGCAGUUUGCGAAAACAUGAGUCACUCUCAAUUCUCGCAAACGGGUUUCCUGGGGCCGACACUCAACCCAUACGACAAAUCCCGUACCUCUGGGGGGUCGAGUUCCGGCAACGCGGUGGCACUCGCAUUGCGCGAAGUGGAAAUGGGCGUGGGCACUGACAACGGGUGUUCGGUGCGUGUUCCGGCGGCACUGUGCGGAUGUGUGGGUCUGAAGCCGACUUUCGGACUCGUACCAGUGGAGGGAGUUGGUCCGAGUAUGCGAGCGACUAACCAUUUCGGACCAAUGGCCUCAAAUGUCGAGGAUUGUGCUUUGCUGCUCGAUGUCAUAUCUGGCCCGGACAUGUUUUCAAACCCAACUUCAGUAGCUUUCACAAAGCCGAAUUCUUAUUUGGACGAAAUCAACCUAGGUGUGAACAAAAUCAAAGCAGGCGUGAUAAAAGAAGGCUUUCUCUACGAAGACGAGAACACUAAAAAUGUGUCGGAGACUGUCUUAAAAACUAUUGAUCAAUUGAAAAAUCAGGGUAUGCAAUUGGAAGAAAUUUCAAUCCCGGAAUUAAUUGAAGCAAAGUCUCUUUACUACUUGCUUUCAAUGCUCGAAAUUGCCCAUGUUUUUGAGAAUAACGGUCAACCUUAUGCAGGACGACAAGCAACUAUGAUUGACUUGAAGCGUGCUUUCAAAGAUCUCAAAGUGGACGCAAAUUUGCCUCAGAACACUCAAAUUGCGAUGAUAGCUUCAAAACUAUUUGCCGAAAGGAUUUCAACGGAAAAUAUUUUUGAAAAAGCUAUGAACAGAUCUAAAGUUCUUUCGGAGAAAAUUGAGAAUUUGUUGGCAAAAUAUGACGUUUUUAUUUUGCCAACUACCCCUUACGUUGCUCCUAAGUUACCUCAGGAAAACGAGAACUACAUUGAAGCACACGUGCCAAUGAAUGUGAACUGCUGUCUGUUCAACUUGACAGGACAUCCUGCAAUCAGUGUGAACUGUGGAUUCGUCCAACCGCAAGAGGGCGAUGACAAAAGGACAGACAUGCCUGUUGGAAUGCAGAUUGUGUCUAGAUACAUGCAAGAAUCGAAAGUUCUGAGGGUAGCAAAGACGGUCGAGGAGUUAGUUGGUCGACGAACUGUCUUCAUCAACCAGGAAAAAUGAACCCUAAUGAAACAGUUCUUUUUUUAGUUAGACAGAAGUCAAUUGUUUUAGUUUGAGCUUAGCUUUAACAGCCCCUUAGUUUUACCGAAAAUAAAAAUUUGAUGUUG
Messenger RNA from Symsagittifera roscoffensis, 1679 nucleotides. RefSeq names its product amidase-like. Lineage: Eukaryota; Metazoa; Xenacoelomorpha; Acoela; Convolutidae. The record is from RefSeq and is a predicted model, not a curated record. Bases 1 to 1572 code for a protein of 523 amino acids. The transcript is spliced from 6 exons. Gene Ontology annotation, molecular function: catalytic activity.